Molecule: messenger RNA, 2234 nt
Organism: Xylona heveae TC161
Lineage: Eukaryota; Fungi; Ascomycota; Xylonomycetes; Xylonales; Xylonaceae
Exons: 2
Coding region: 110-1894 (594 amino acids)
Biological process (GO): regulation of transcription by RNA polymerase II
Cellular component (GO): nucleus
Source: RefSeq, a predicted model, not a curated record
AUCUUUUCUUAUCAUGUAGGGUUUUGUUCCCUCUAAUUGAGGGUAUUGCUCUUCGCUACAGUGGAAGAGCACCUCUUUUGUUUCCAUAUAUUCCGUUGUGAGAUUUGUCAUGGCACUUGUGGAUCUGGCUUCGCCGAUCGACACCGCUCUGCCGCGAAAGCGAAGGGCAAGCGACCAAGAUGAAUUGGUGCCAGUGAAACGGCCUCGCAGCGAGGGACCUACUGCGAAGGAUAUCCCUGCGCCUGAACUGGAUCACAAUUCGAAAUCGGAGCUGGUCUCCGUUAUCCAAUCUGCAUCGCCGAAUCCUUCUCCACCUUUGAUACCUUCAAAAUCCGGAAACUCAUCUCCUCGAAAACCGCCGUCAGAACAGAAGACUCAUUUCUGCCCUUACGAAAAUUGUGGCAAGUCAUUCAAUAGACCCGCGCGGCUGGCUGAACACAUUCGCUCUCAUACCAACGAGCGACCCUACAAAUGUUCCCAUUCUGGAUGCGACAAAGACUUCCUUCGAGAGACUCACUUGAACCAUCACGUGAAGAGCGCUCAUUCGGACGUUCGGGACUACGUCUGCGAUUGGCCUGACUGCGGAAAGAAGUUUCUUACAGCGACUCGGCUUCGGCGACAUCAGGCGGCCCAUGAGGGACGAGAAAAGUACCGUUGCACAGGCUAUCCGCCUUGUAACGAGACAUUCCGCAAGCAUUCGACGCUACAUCGUCACAUUACUACCACGCAUCUUCAUCAAAAACCGUUCAAAUGCACCAAGCUGAAUAGCAUCAGUGGCGAGCCCUGUACAGACGGGUUUGACACGGUUGGAAGCCUACGAAAACAUGAAGCUCGAGUCCACGGCGGGAAACGGUUUUGGUGUACCGAAUGUGACCAAGCGCUGAUGUCGGAGGAGGGACUGGCUCCCGAAGAAGGGAACGACCCAAGGUCUGACCAUCAUCGGGUCGGUUUUGAGACGUAUGCACUGUUGCAGGAUCACAUGCGCGUUGUGCAUCCACCUAGCUGUCCUCACUGCACACACAUGUGCAGCAGCCAGCGGGAACUUCGACGACAUAUUGAGAUUUAUCAUUCGUCGGAAGGACUGGAUGAGCGAAAAACCCAUCUCUGCGAGUACCCGGGCUGCGGGCGCGGCUUCACCAAGAAAUUCAAUCUGACAGUCCAUCUUCGUACUGUCCAUGGUGGUGAGCGACGCUACGUGUGUGGGGAGACUGACCUCAGCGCGGCCAAAGGGCUGGAGGCAUGGGACGGGCAAGGGGCAUGCGGUCGUGCAUUCACUUCCAAAGGUAGUCUUGAGGAACAUGUACGCACGCAGCACCUGGGAUGGGAAAGCCGGAAUACCGCAAAGAAGCAAAAGAGGAUGAGCGGGACUGGUUUUGCCUCGAGCGCAGCGACGGAUCCUGCCGUCUCCACCAUCACUAAACUCACGGGAGCCGGUUAUGCAACGGAUAGCGGCCGAGACAUUGCGUGUCUCGAACCGGGGUGUGCUUUCCGAUUUGUACGGCAGUAUGAUUUGGGAGUGCACCUGCGCAACGUCCAUGGAGUUUCCGAUGAAGAUAUCAAUGAUGCGCUAGCUGAAGCAGAAGCACUCUCGGGCGGAGACUUUUGGACGAGUGGAAAGACGUUUGUCGGACUGACGACCCCAUGGGACGGGCAAGCGUACUCACCCUUUGUUGAUGCCGGAGAUUGUGCCGGAUUGUCGCCGUCAAAUGUCUUGCAAGAAUCAUCGUACCACGAAGACGAUCCAUUUCCUGGCUACGAGGUGAAUGCGGAAAUAGGGGGUGAUAACCACCAUUUGCCGUUGUCUGCGCUGGAAAGAAUGCUUGGUGAGACGGAGCGCCAACUGCGCUCACCAUCGCACGACCCCUAUAUUGACCCGGCGCUUCAGUCUAUCUAACCGACGGCAAAACUAAAAUAAGUGUAAUAUAUACCCUGUAGACUAGUGGGGCGAACUUGGACCUUAAUCUUCCGAAACCUGUCGGCAAUUACGAGGCGUCCUGUGUUACUAACAAAAAAAUUAAUAGAGACUGGAACUUUGAUUGUCCAUGGAAUUUUCCUUUUGCCAGUCAUUGGAAAUUUCCACCAACUCUUCGGUUUGAGUGAGAGGAGAAAUCAUGUGAAAGUGCUGGCGAUCGACAGGGUUUGUUGAUGACAUAAGCAGAUGACCGGGAUGUUUCGUCUGGUCCUGUCCUUGUUGACCGACAUGUUCUGUACCAGGACCUCUCGCGAUCCAACAA